AUCCUCGUUGUGCGCCACUGAUAACCCAAACACAAGCAAGUAGCAAGAAAGAAUCCACACGGUACCUGCUCUUGCCGAGAGUGAGAGGAUAUCGGACAAAACGCACUAUUCGAGCGGUGUUCGAGUUCAACAUUUAGUUGUGACAUAGAAACUCAACAAGAACGAACUUAUUGUACGGAAUAAUCAGAAGAUAGCCGCUUUGAUCAAGGUUAUCAACUGGUGACACUUAUGGUGGUAUAUCGUUCAGUAUAACUGUGAUAUGAGUUCGUUGAUUUGUUUGUGUUUGCGAGUACUUAACCUCAAAGUUUUAACGUGAUGGCGGUCGUGUCGGUCUGAUUGUUGGCCGUACAUCUGUUGCUGAGUUUCUAAGUUGGUGCAUGACAAAGACAAAGCGGAUUCUUAGGUGUGUAAAGUGGAGGGUGUGAUGAAUUGAGUCAUAUUGGGUUUAUUGGAAAUUCGUGUGGUGAUUGUAUUAUCUGUAAACGUGCUAUGGAUCUAGUCAUAAAUACCGGUGCUCGGAGAUAGGAGAUAAAGACUGGAUAUCUGUUGAUUUUUAGGUGCAGCAGCGAUGAGCUGAAAUGAUGCAUAAUUGCGCAUUCGCCUUCCUGGUCUUGGUGUUUGCGUUCAGCCUCGUUGCAUCCGAAGAAACAUACCUCUCUGAACUGGAAUUCGAAUUCACUCAAUCGACCUACAAUGUCAGCAUACCAGAGAACAGUGUCGCCAAAACGUACGCAACUCAAGCGCCGGGCUCCAAUCGCAUGGGAAUUUUCGUACGGCCCCACACAUUCGCGGACAUUCGAUAUAAAAUCGUGGAGGGUGAUAAGGACAGAUUCUUCAAGGCUGAAGAUCGUCUAGUGGGUGACUUUUGUUUUUUGUUCAUCCGUACUCGGACAGGUAACAACGACGUUCUUAAUCGCGAGAGGAAAGACCGGUUUGUCUUGAAAGUGCGCGCGACUGCCACCAUUAGAGAUGGAAAACAGAAGGUGCAGUACGAAUCUGACACGUCCGUCAUUGUCACAGUCCUGGAUACCAACGAUCUCAACCCCUUGUUCUAUCCAACCGAAUACAACACCACCGUCUACGAGGAUACACCCAUACAUCAGAGCAUACUCAAAGUGGUGGCCGAAGACGCCGAUCUUGGACGGAACGGCGAAAUUUAUUACAGCUUCCUCGAGGAAACGGACAAGUUUGCGAUUCAUCCGAUGUCGGGCGUUAUUUCCCUCAGCAGACCAUUAAGAUACAAUGAAGGGACCUAUUACGAACUAACAGUCUUGGCACAAGACAGAGGGGGAUACCACCGACAAGGAUCCAUAGGGAUGCUCAGCCGGGCAAAGAUCAGGGUUCGAGUGAAAAAAGUGAAUUUCCAUUCACCGGAGAUACGCAUCAGAAGACACCCCGAGAUCGUUGAGAAUUCAAAAGCGGACAUUUACGCCAUCGUGAACGUGUCGGACAAAGACAGCGGAAUUCACGGGGAAAUCCGCAGCUUGGAGAUAGUGGAUGGCGACCCCGACGGGCACUUUCGCAUCCGACCGACCAAACAGAAGGGCGAAUUCAAUAUAGAAGUCUUGAAACUGUUGGACAGAGAAAGCACACCCCAAGGAUAUAAACUGCAGCUGCGUGCAGUGGAUCGUGGAAUACCGCCUAGACAGAGUUACAAAUCUGUCCCGGUCCAAUUAACGGAUUUGAAUGAUAACGCUCCGGUGUUCAACAAGGAGAUAUACGACGUCAAAGUUCCAGAAACAGCGCCUAUUAACACCGCCUUAAUAAGGCUGAAAGUAACCGACGCUGACGAAGGAAAAAACGCCCAAGUAUUUCUAGAGAUCGUCGGCGGUAAUGAAGGCGGAGAGUUCACGAUCAACCCCGAAACAGGCAUGCUGUACACGGCUGUGCUUUUAGACGCUGAAAGCAAGCAAUUUUAUAGCCUCACCGUCUCUGCGAUAGAUCAAGGCAACGCGGGAACGCGAAAACAAUCAUCGGCCAAGGUGAAGAUUUACGUGGAAGACGCAAACGAUAACGACCCCAUUUUCGAUAGAUCAGAGCAAAUCGUAUGGAUUGACGAAAAUAUGCCGGCUGGAACCUCUGUCACAACCGUUCACGCCAAAGAUAAGGACCGCGGAGAGAACGCUUACAUAUCUUAUCUUAUUGCGAAUUUGAACAAAGUUCCGUUCGAAAUCGACCACUUCUCGGGGGUGAUAAAGACGACGUCUCUCCUCGACUACGAGAGCAUGCGGCGGAAAUACGACCUCAGACUACGAGCCUCCGAUUGGGGUAUGCCGUACAGGCGGCAGACGGAGAUGCAGCUAACAGUCAAAGUGAAAGAUAUCAACGACAAUCGACCGCAAUUCGAAAAAAUCAACUGCGUCGGCCACGUCUCCAGAUACGCCGCCAUCGGCUCGGAGAUGAUAACGUUAUCGGCCAUCGAUUUCGACGCCGGAAACAUUAUAAGUUACAGGAUCGUGUCGGGUAACGAAGACGAUUGUUUCAGGAUAGACCCGACGUCCGGAACAAUAUCGGUGAGCUGCGAUCUGAACGACGUUCGCGUCAACGAACGGGAAAUAAAUGUCACGGCAACUGACGGCACUCAUUUCGCUGAUAUAACCAGCGUCAGGUUCAAGUUGGUUAAUACGAAGAGAAACGCUCCAAACGGUGGCAUACUGACAGAUGACACAGGUGCUUUCGAUUGCAAAGAUACCGGAGUCGCGAGACGACUGACAGAAAUAAUAGCCGCCGCCGAAAACAAUAAUAACCAGCCUGAUGAGGAGCAGUUUCCCAUGAUGCCUUCGCGGUACGGCCAAAAUGUGCACACUCCGGAAUUCACGCAUUUUCCGGUGGAAAUUAAAGUGAACGAAUCCGUACCCUUAGGCACUGUUCUAGUUAAGCUGAAGGCACGGGACAAAGAUUUGGGUUACAAUGGAGAACUGAUAUACGGCAUCUCUGGCGGAGACAAGUAUUCCCAGUUCUGUUUGGACAUGGAUACGGCCGAGCUCAAGGUAAUCGGGCAUCUGGAUCGAGAAAGGGAAAGCGUUUAUUUCCUGAAUGUAACGGUUUAUGACUUGGGUAAGCCGCAGAAAUCAACGUCCAGGAUACUCCCGAUAACGGUGUUAGAUGUGAACGACAACGCUCCUAAAUUCGAGAAAUCCCUUGCAAGUUUUCGAGUGACUGAGAACGCCUUGAACGGAACUGCUAUAUUCAAAGCGAACGCGACUGAUGCGGAUUCCGGGGACAAUGCCAGAGUGACUUAUUCGUUAGCCACGGAUACGAAGGACUUCACGGUAGAUAAAAUAACAGGGGUGCUCACGGUUUCCAAUAAUCUGGACAGGGAAAGGCAGGAUCUUUACGAGCUCCGCAUAAGAGCCACAGACGGGGGAGGAAAGGGCCCCGAUAAUCCCGCGUUGUAUUCAGAGGCCCUUGUGCGAAUAUCCAUAGAUGAUAUCAACGAUAACGCCCCGAAAUUCAGCCUGUCCAGCUAUAACGUUAAAAUCCGGGAGGACGUGCCGAAAGGCAGCGUCGUGGCUGUCGUUACAGCCUCCGAUCCAGACUUGGGCGCUGAAGGAGAAAUAAUUUACAGUCUGGAAGAUACCGACAGCGACGGGACCUUCAAGAUUGAUAAGUUAUCGGGCACCAUUCGCACCACCAAACUCCUCGACUACGAAGAACGCCAAGUGCACAGCCUCGUCGUGUUCGCGAACGACAAGGGAAACCCUUCGUUGUCUUCGGAGACGAGCGUGACGAUAAAUGUGGUGGACGUUAACGAAAAUAUGCACACGCCUCAGUUCGGUGACGCGGUAAUUGCGGGAAAAGUGAAAGAAAAUCGUCCGAUCGGCACGUUUGUGAUGCAAGUGAACGCUUCGGAUGCCGAUGCUCCAGGUGGUGACAGCAACAUCGAAUAUUCUAUAAGAGGAGGCGACGGAAUUGGGAUAUUUUCCAUCGAUAAUCAAGGGAACAUCAAGACAUUGGCCGUAUUGGACGUGGAAACGAAAACGCACUAUUGGCUCACUGUAUUCGCUCAAGAUAGAGGUGUUGUUCCACUGUUUUCCAGCGUAGAAGUAUACAUCGAGGUCGAGAACGAAAACGACAACCUGCCCCUGAGCGAGGAGCCGGUCUACUACCCUUCGAUCCUGGAGGACAGCCCCGCGGGCACCACUGUGAUUCAGGUCCGCGCUACCGACCGUGACAAGGACCCCAACCAGAGAAUCAGCUACAAGAUCACGUCCGGCAACCCCGAGGGUUUCUUCGCCAUCGAUUCCGACACAGGUCUCAUUACCACUACGUCCAGAAGACUGGAUCGGGAGAUGCAGGACGAACACGUUUUGGAGAUAUCAAUCAAUGACAAUGGAGAGCCACCUCUGACCUCUACUACCAGAGUUGUUGUUAAAGUUGAAGACAUCAACGAUAAUACUCCUGAAUUCGAACAGAUUUCUUAUAAUGUCCAGAUACCAGCAAGUGCAAAUUUCAAUCAACCCAUGUUUCAAAACGAUGGUGCAGACGAGUUUGAGGGGGCAGAUUUCGCCAACGACGACGAUUUGUGGGAAACGUUCGGCCCUGCUGAUCUGGCGGGUUUAGAGCGCAUAACGCGGGUAUUAGCCUUCGACAGAGAUGAAGGACCAAAUGCAUUGCUCCAUUACAGCAUCAAGUCAGGCAAGGGAAAAUCCAAAUUCAAGAUCGACAAUUCUACUGGGAUGGUAUACGCUCAGAAGGGAUUCGAGCCAGGCCAGGUCUACGAGCUGAAUAUCAGAGCAUCAGAUAGUGGCAAUGUUUCUCGGCAUAGCACGUGCAAAGUUACCAUCACUGUUAUUCCCGUACCGACAAAAUCCAAAAAUCCUCCAGUGAUCAAACGACCAGCACCAGUUAAAUUAACGGAAGGUGAUGAAAUAGGAUUUUUAGUUUCCCUCAUAUCUGCUACAGAUCCGGAUAAUGACACCCUGUGGUAUGAUAUCGUUGGUGGAGAUCCGAGAAACGAAUUCUUCAUCGGACGUGACCUGGGGAACGUCCUGCUGGCGCGUAAAUUAGAUCACGAGGUGCAGGACCGCUACACCCUCAACGUCAGCGUGAGCGAUUCAGUGAAUACGGUUUACGAACUGCUGAACGUAUCCGUAAUUGAUAUAAACGACCAUAGACCGGAAUUUUCGGAAAACCUGUACCAGGUCGACAUCUCGGAGGCGGUACCUGCGAGCACGGAGAUCCUGAGAUUGAAAGCCAGCGACGAGGAUGCGGGCAGUAAGCUCAUCUUCAGCCUGUACUCGGCGAGGAAUUCGAUUUCCUUGCAAACCUUCAAGAUCGACUCGAUAACCGGAGUGAUAUAUCUCGCCUCCAACUUGGACAGGGAGUCCUUGGCUGAGCAUCUGCUGACAGUUAUGGUACGUGACGGCGGAACACCAGCCAAAAGAAAUUUCGCCAGAGUACGAGUGGUUGUACACGACCAUAACGACCACGCGCCACACUUCUCUGAACAAAUUCUUGUAGGUAAAGUGUUCGAAUCCGCCCCAAUAGGUAGUGUUGUAUUGAGAGCCCUAGCAGCAGACCACGACAAGGGAGAGAAUGCCAGAAUUACUUACUCCAUCGUUUCUGGCAACAUUGGAAACAUGUUCAACAUACACCCUGACCUUGGCACCAUCACAGUUGCUAGAGAACUUGAUAUGACAUCCGUCAAUGAGUACAUGCUUCGCAUUAAAGCAACAGACCAUGGUCAGCCUUCCUUAUCUUCUACUGUUCCUGCGCAUAUAUUACUAACCAUGGCGGAUAAUGCUCCUCCUAGGUUCUCCCGUAAAGACAUUGCAGCAGAAAUAUAUGAGGACCAACCCCUUGAAAGUUACGUUGCCCAUUUGACCGCCAGAAGUACGUCUUCUCUGCAAUACGAAAUAUUGGAGGGUAACACAGGUGGCGCCUUCUUGAUAAGUCCAAGUACUGGUGUGAUCACUACACAGGCUUAUCUCGAUUAUGAAAGUGUGAAAUUGUAUAACCUGACAAUCAUCGCUACUAACAUGGCUUCCGCUUCCGCCAGCUGCAACGUCAUAAUACACAUACUGGACAAGAACGACAAUGCACCGCAAUUUGUGCAGGCGAACUAUUCAGGUGUUAUCAGCGAAUCGGCCGCAAUCAGCUCGCUCAUUCUCACCAGAACCAGCGAGCCCUUAGUUAUCAAGGCCACAGACGCGGACUCCGAAAUUAACGCCCUGCUUCAUUACGACAUCGUCGAAAUACUGCCGAGGCGCUAUUUCCAAAUCGAUUCCAACACCGGAGCAAUCAGGACGAUAAAAUUAUUGGAUUACGAAACACACCCGAGAUUUUCGUUCCACGUUCAAGUGUCAGAUCUGGGUAAUCCGAAGCUCUCCUCCGAGACCAUGGCUAGGGUAGACAUCGAGGUCACGGACGUGAACGACUCCCCGCCGAGAUUCGUACAAUCGGUCUACAAUGUCACCCUCCUCCUGCCCACCUACAAGGGUGUGUCGGUAUUGCAAGUGAACGCGACCGAUCCCGACAGUCCGGAGAUCUCGAAACUGAGGUACGACAUAAUAGAAGGCAACAAAAUUGGCGUGUUCGGAAUCGAUUCCACGACCGGACACGUCGUUGUCCUGCAGCCGAACAACAUGAAACCCCUGUACGUGCUGCACGUUCGCGUGUCCGACGGCAAGUUCUCGAAGGUCGCGAAGGUCUUCGUGAAGGUCGAGGAAUCGGAUAGCUCCGGCCUGACGUUCCAGAAGCAGCUGUACGAGGGUUCUAUCAUCGAGAACUCCACGAAAAUAACCAACGUUUGCGUGGUCAACGUUCUGGGGACGGCCUUGAACGAGCACGUCGAGUUCCGUAUAUUGAAUCCCACCGACAUGUUUUCGAUAGGGUAUACUUCCGGCGUGAUCCGGACCACCGGAAAACGCUUCGAUCGGGAAGUUCAGGAUAGCUACGAGCUUAUUGUGGAGGCCAGGAGCCCGAACGCAAAUAAGGAAAAACCGAGGGUUGCCCAUGUGAUAGUUAAAGUUGCGAUUGUGGACAUAAACGAUAACUGCCCGAUGUUUGUGAACUUGCCGUAUUAUGCAGUUGUGUCUGUGGACGACAAGAAGGGAAGCGUCAUAACGAAGGUCCACGCCAUCGAUCUCGAUGCGGCGGAGAAUGGGGAGGUCAGAUACGAGCUCAUCAAGGGUCACGGUGAGCUGUUCAAGGUUCAACGGGAAAGUGGAGAUAUCGAAAUUAAGCAGAGUCUGGAGGGUCAUAACAAGGAGUACGAACUGGUGAUCGCCGCUUAUGACAAGGGUAUAACGCCAUGCAGAACAGAAGUCACUGUUCACGUAAAGGUGAUAGAUCGCUCUAUGCCCGUAUUCAAGAAGCAAUUCUACUCAGAAAGUAUACCUGAAAAUGUGGAACUGCACUCACCGUUAUCCCUCUCGAUAGUGGCGGAAUCCCCAUUAUCAAGAAAACUCAUCUACAGCAUCGUCAAAGGCAACGAUUUGGAAGAGUUCGCGCUUGAUUUCAAUACAGCUCCCGACAGUAACAAUGGCCCCUGUGUCAUUUCUGUUGUUGAUGAACUGGACUACGAACAGCAGAAUCAGUAUGAACUUAUCAUCAGAGCAACAGACUCCGUAUCGGGAGUUUAUGCAGAAGUUCCCGUAUCUAUCGCAAUUCAGGAUGUUAACGAUUGUCCACCCGAAUUCGUUCAAGAAAGUUACAACGUGUCUGUUCCAGAAACCACUCAGUUCGGUUAUCCUAUUCUCACAGUUCUCGCCAAAGAUAACGACACUGGUAUAAAUCAGAAAGUUAUGUAUUCGAUACAGAGAGACGGCAGCAAUUCUUCAGACUUCUUUUAUAUCGACGAAAAUGAGGGGACCAUCUAUCUGAAACAGUCUUUGGAUCAUGAGGAAGCUAGUUCGCAUCAUUUUGUGGUUGUGGCUACGGACCAAGGAAAUCCCAGCUUAUCGUCCACGGCUCACGUAUGGCUAACUGUGACGGACAUCAACGAUAAUCCUCCAAAAUUCGAGCAAACCUCCUACUCCAGUGGAUUGUCGAUUAACGCAAAAAGGGACCAAUUUGUUACUAUAGUUAAAGCUAGUGAUCCAGAUUCAGUUGACCAAGACAAUCUUCGCUACACUCUCGUGUCUGGGAAUGACCAGCAGACCUUCAGCAUGAACCCUAAUACAGGCAUUAUCACUUUGACUAAUCUGGCAAAUUUUGGGAACCAACCAAUAGUAACAUUGAACGUAUCUGUAUCAGACGGGGUUUACAACAGUUUUGCAAGGGUUAAAAUCGAGAUUUUGUCGGCCAAUAUGCAUACUCCAGAAUUCAAAGAUAUUAUCCUGGACGUCGAUGUUCCAGAGAAUAUGCCUGCAGGUUAUUUAGUGGCAGUUGUGAAGGCAACCGACAAAGAUACUGGAGCGUUCGGGACAAUCCUAUAUUCGAUACACUCCGAGCUUCUCAGUGUAAAGUUCAGCAUCGAUAAGAAUAAUGGAAGAAUAACAACAAGAAAAAGGUUAGACAGGGAGGAGCAAAAGGUUUACGAAAUACCAAUAAUGGCUACCGAUGGUGGCGGAAAAUCUGGAUUUUUCACUGUGAGAGUUAGAGUUACCGAUGAAAAUGAUAAUGCUCCAAAGUUUGUACUGAAAGAAUACAAAGCAAGUAUAUACUUCAACCACAGUACAACCGUUCCUAUAAUACGAGUUAAAGCGCUAGAUUUAGAUCAAGGUGCUUCUGCUGAAAUAGAAUAUUCCAUAUAUGAGGAAAAAACCUCAGAAGUCAUGGACAUCUUUAAGGUGAACCCAACAAGUGGAGACUUAUACCUAGCCACGAUAUCUCCAAAAUCAGCCGGUCAAGUUUUUCAAUUCUUUAUAAGAGCAAAGGAUAAAGGUAAACCUGAGAAACAUUCAGAUGUUCCUGUCAAUAUUCUAAUUAUGGGAUUGAAUGAUCGUCUACCAAUAUUCGAAAGAAGCGAUGCCAAGUUUUUCCUAUCAGAAAAUUCGGCAACAGGUACUAUAAUAACGAAACUCAAAAUGUUGUCUAAUGUAACAGUAACAUUCAAAAUUCUCUCUGACAAUGACGAAAAUCCCCAAUUUAUGGUUGACAAUGAUGGGCAAAUCUCCUUAGCCAGGCCAUUAAAUUUCGAAACUCAAAAUUCUCACUCCAUUGGGGUCAUAGCUUUAACCGAUUCAAGUCCACCAAUAUCUGCAUUGACUGAAGUAACUCUUCAAGUGUUAGAUGAGAAUGAUCAUGCUCCUCAGUUUGAAAGUAGCACUUAUAUUUUAUACUUGGCAGAGAAUACUGAAGAGGGUAGCUCAAUAAUGAAAGUAACAGCACAUGAUGAAGAUCAAGGGAGCAACGGGGAAGUGAGAUACGCUUUAACUUCAGAAUCUGGAGAAAUGAUUAAUAUUUUCGCAAUAGAUCCUCAUACGGGAUGGAUUACAACAAUGGUAGAGUUUGACAAAGAAGUGAGAUCAGAAUACAAGUUCCAUGUGACGGCAACUGACAAUGGCACUCCAAAACAGUCAGCUCGAUCAAAUGUUAUCAUUCGGCUGAAGGACUACAAUGACAGCCCUACGCUUUACAAGAAACCACUUUACGAAGCGUCAAUACGAGAGAAUGCUCUGCCUGGCACAGUUCUUCUCACUUUAGAGACCACAGAUGCCGAUGUCGAUCUGUCGACCAAAGUUGAAUUUUAUAUCACUUCCGGAGACCCUAGUUCCCAAUUCCAGAUUCGUCAAACUGGGGAGUUAUUCGUUGCUAAAAAGUUGGACAGAGAAACCACCCCUAGCUAUGAUUUGGAAGUUCUAGUCACUGAUGGUUUGUUCUCGGAUGUCACUAGAAUCGCAAUUACAGUCCUAGAUGUUAAUGAUAACCCACCAUACUGUUUGAGGUAUAGGUACCGUCAAGUACUUUCUGAAGGAAUAUUACCAGGAUCUUUCGUCCUUUCCAUCUUAGCGACUGAUAUGGAUGGCCCAGAGAACUCCAAGUUACGAUACAUUCUAACUGGGGAAGGCUCUGAUAACUUUGUACUUGAUAAAGAAAUGGGACACCUCAAAACAUUGACAACAUUGGACAGAGAAAAUAGGUCGAAAUAUAUCCUGACUGCACAUGUGCAUGAUAAAGAUCAUCCGUCCUGGGAAUGCACAUCACAAAUCGAACUGAUGAUAUCUGAUCUAAAUGACAAUUUCCCCCUAUUUACUGUACCAAACUAUUCCGUAGCACUUCCUGAAGAUGUUGAGGUUGGAACAUUGGUAACUAAAGUACAUGCCACGGAUGCAGAUAUUGGUAUUAACAGGAAAAUAAGAUACGCUUUUAUUGAUUCUUUCAACAACCAUUUCAAAAUGGAAUCGGACAGUGGUAUAGUCACUUUAGCAAAGCCACUAGAUAGAGAGUUGAGGGCAAUGUAUAACCUAACAGUACAGGCAGUAGAUCAAGGCUCCCCACAAUUAUCAAGUGUUACAACAUUGGUAGUUAACGUACAAGAUAUCAACGAUAAUCCUCCGGAAUUCUCCAAUAAAUACUAUUUCGCCACUGUACCAGAGAUAGAUGCAGUUGGUACCGAAGUAGUUCGAGUUUUAGCCACUUCCAAAGACACUGGUGUGAAUGCUGAUGUCUAUUAUAGCAUCAUUGGAGGCAAUGAACAUAAGAAAUUUUCUAUUCCCAAUAAUAGAAGUGGAGUCAUUGCAAUAGCUGAAAUGCUCGACUACGAAAGAGCUAAAGAUUAUUUCCUAACAAUCCAAGCUGUUGAUGGUGGUGAACCUCCAUUGAGUAAUGUUGCAACUGUAAACAUAAGUAUCAUCGAUUGCAAUGAUAAUGCUCCAGUUUUCAACCAGAUUUCUUACAAUGCCCAGAUAAAAGAAGAUGCUCAAGUAGGCGAAGUUGUGGUACAGGUAUUAGCUACAGAUUUAGAUAGUGACAAGAAUGGUAGGGUAACUUAUUCUAUCAUUGGCGGAGACACCCAUGAACAAUUCGCCAUAGAUGCUGAUACAGGCCUCAUCUCAAUAGCGGACAGUCUAGAUCGGGAGAAAAAUGCAAACUAUUCCCUGGAUAUCCUCGCAAGAGAUAAUGGACUACCCACACUCUCAAGACAAACGGUUGUCUAUAUAGACAUACUCGAUGCCAAUGACAAUCCACCGCUUUUCUCACAGGCUAAUUACACAGCUGUUGUGCAAGAAGAUAAGCCAAUUGGCCAUAAAAUAUUGAAAUUCGAAAUAACUGAUAUAGAUAUCCCACCAAAUACUGUUCCUUAUACGUUCGACUUCAGAAGUGGCAAUGAGGAGAACAUAUUCAGAUUGCAGGAUUCGCACUUACUUACAGCCACCAAAUUCAAUCAUAAGAUUCGGGAAAGAUAUCUGUUACAAGUGAGAGUUUUUGACAACGGUAGUCCGCCUCUUUACUCAGAUGCAUGGGUUGUUGUCAAAGUUAUAGAAGAAUCGCAGUAUCCGCCCAUUAUAACUCCCUUGGAAGUGAAUAUUAACUCUUUUCUUGAUGAAUAUCCUGGUGGUAUUAUAGGAAAAGUACAUGCUAUUGAUCAAGACAAUUAUGAUACUUUGACCUACUUUUUAUCACCGACCAUCGGAUUAUCAUAUCCGGCCCAUGAACUGUUCGAAAUAAAUCGUACAGAUGGGACCCUGACUGCUUUACCAAGGUUAGACGUAGGGGAAUACAGAUUGAACGUUUCUGUAACAGAUGGAAAAUUCUUCAGUCAUACGAUCGUUAAGAUAAAUGUAGAAAUAAUUUCCGACGACAUGUUAGAAAAUUCGGUAGCUAUAAGAUUUCGAUCAGUUUCGCCUGAAUCUUUCAUACUGAGCCAUAAGAAAGGAUUUGUAAGAGUGGUAAGAAGUGCCAUAAACUGUCGGCUGAAAGACGUUGUCAUCAUCAGCGUGCAACCGUCAGAUGAUGAGGAUUUCAGGAGCAAACGACAAGUCAGUCGGGACUUGGAUGUUCUUUUCACCGUGAGAAAACCGGAUGGUUCAUAUUUCAGCUCGGAUAAUAUCAGGAAAGCCCUGAGCGAUAACUUGGAGGAGCUCGAGGAAAGUACGAAGUUGAUCGUAGAGGAGAUAAUAAGACUUAAAUGCAGCAAUACUUACUGCGUCUACGGAGUUUGUCAGGAUCAUUAUAUCCUAAAGCCGACUGAAAUAGAACCAGUGGCCACAGAUGUUAUAAGCUUUGUAUCGCCGAGGCACCAGCAGAAGUUCGAAUGUAACUGCAAAGAAGGCUAUGGUGGCGAAAGGUGUAACUCCAUAGUAAACGAAUGUGCUAAAGAACCUUGUCCACCUUAUAAAAUAUGUGUUCCUGAUGCUUCAGAUAUCGGUUUCACUUGUCAGUGUCCGGAAGGUUACGCUGGGAAGAACUGUGAUGUCGACAUUUCAGAGUGUCACAAUCAAAACUGUUACGUUGCUAGAAAUCCGAUAUCUUUCUCUGGGAAAAGCUACUCGCAAUACCACAUCAUCAACAAGAAAUCUAUUGAAGAUCAAUUGAGCCUCAGUUUGAGGAUACGGACAGUGCAGCCAACAGGAAAUUUGAUGUAUUCGGCUGGAAAAGUUGAUUACAACAUUUUGGAGGUUAUCAAUGGAAUAGUCCAAUAUCGCUUCGAAUUGGGAAGUGGGGAAGGAAUGGUUCGUGUAACAACAAUUUAUAUUUCGGAUGGAAAAUGGCAUGAAGUGAAACUCGAAAGAGAAAAAAAUAGUGCUAGAAUUACUAUAGAUGGUAUACAUUCAGCUCAGGGUUCUGCGCCUGGAAGCAGCGAUGUACUUAACCUACAGAACGAUGAGCUUUAUCUAGGUGCAGAAGUUCACCUACAUCCGUCAAUUCUUGGCUUCGAAGAUAUUCAGAGGGGAUUCACUGGGUGCAUGGAUGACAUAAGGAUUUCCAGGAUAUCCGUUCCCUUACACAAAUCUGGCGAUAACUCCAUAGCUGUUCUGAAAAGGUUCGCGAACGUCGAAUUCAGUUGUGACGCGGGUGUUGUUCUGCAGCCUCCUGGACCUUGUGGCUCCCAGCCUUGCUUGAACGGUGGAACUUGCGUUGAAACUUUGAACGGUUUCGAAUGCGAAUGUCAUACGCGGUUCUCCGGCGCCCUCUGUGAUAUUGACGCUGAUCCUUGCGUUUCCGCGCCUUGCCUUUACGGUGGAAAAUGUAUGAUUAGCGCUGUCGGUGACUACACUUGCGAAUGUGCUCACGGUUUAUCUGGAAAAAGAUGCGAAUAUGGUAGAUUCUGUACACCCAACCCUUGCAAGCAUAUGGGAGUUUGCGAAGAAGGCGACAAGGGUCCGCUUUGUAAAUGCCGAGCAUACGCUGGAGAGCUGUGUGAAUUCGACCUGAACGAAUGCGAGUCGAACCCAUGUCAAAAUGGAGCAACAUGUAUAAACGAAAUUGGGUCUUUCCGAUGUAGCUGUUUGCCGAACACUACUGGAAUAUACUGCGGUCAACUUUUGUCUGGCGGGUCGUUGUUCCAUUUCAAUUUUACCCGGGAGGAACUCAUCGGAAUAUUCGGCGGAAUCCUCAUCAUCUUCAUGAUAAUUGUCAUCAUAAUAUGCGUAUCCUGCAGGCAGUUUCACGUGAAGAGAUCGCGCAGAAAACGGAACAUGAUCAAUAACGAAAAUCUGAAAGAUCACAUAGUGCUGAACUCGACCAGGCCUCAUGAGUUGACAGAGUUCAAACGAGGUUCCAAACUGAGUAAUUUGGAAGUUAAUCAGAGAGAAAUACCGUUGUGUUCACAGAGGCCCGUGUCGUACACUCCUAGCUCCAACGACCCGAUUUAUAAUACGAACACAGCCCUAGUUCUUAACAAUUUGGAUACUCUGAGGAGCUACGGCUCAGCUGGGGAUGAACUGGAGACGGUACCGCCCGAUUACGUUCGAAAUUUGAACAGAAAAACCAUCAGCAACACUGCCAGCAAUCACUGUGAUUCCGAAAAAGCCAAAUGGGCUGAUCAGAUGCAUCUUUCGUCAACGUUGAACGACAAAACAAAAAUAAAAAAUGAAUAUAAGGUAUCGAGCCCUGUUAAUUGUGAUCCUCCAAACCGACUCUAUGGAGGUAGGGGUAGCAACAUCAAUACAAUGAAAUCAAACGGACCUAUCUGUCCCUCCGAAGAUGAUCAGCGAUCUGUUGGAAGCUAUCAUUGGGAUUGUUCAGAUUGGGCCAGACAUAGCCAGACGCUGCCUAACAUAACCGAAGUUCCGGGCAGUGAGAUCCCGGAUUCUUCGAGCUUUCAUAGUAACGAAAGUAACGAAUCUCGCUGUCAUCAUUCCUCGGUGAUGGGGCCGCAUGAUUACCAUCGUGGAAUUGGUACGUUGAAUGAAGACAUAGAGUCUGAGUAUCUACAAGAUAGCGAUGCAGAUCAUCGUACUAACCUCAACGUACUCGACAGUGGAAAUGAGGAUUAUCCUUUCACCACAGCAGAUAGCUACAUACGUCAUCCGAACUCAUAUUUACCUGCCCAUGGAUACAACAUACCUAGUGAACCUGAAGUUGAAGGCUUACAUAGUCCUGGUGCUGAAUCUGACGAUGUUGAACCGUACGGUUUCCCUAGUAUAAGAAAUAGAAGAAAAAUGUGCGACUACGACUCAAACUCUGUGAUCACAACCUUAGAAGAAAGAAAUUCAUUACUCGGAGGAGGUUUUGGAAGUGGUAGUGACUUAUCGACCAAUGUUUGUGAAAUAGAAGAUUCUGAAUGCGAGGGAGAGCACAAGCCUUUGAAUUAUCACUCAAGUGUUCAACAGACUUCAGUUUGACACGUGCUGAUGCCAGACUACGGAUUAACCUCCCGUCAUUCUGGAUAGCGACGAGAAGUAGUACUUGUACCCAUGGACUAUAUUUAAUUCGAAUGACGUGCCUAGCUAUGAAAGCUGAUUUUUGAAUCGAACAAUUCUCCAAAAAAAUUCACUACGAUCUUCUACAUAGUGAAAUCGGAAAUAAUUUUAUCAUAUACUUAGCAUAUCAUAAACAGUUCAUUUGGAUUCAGAAGAAAAAACAUUGAAGUAUUUUUUUAUAUAACGAGAGAGAUAAUGAUUUAUAUAACUUCUGUUUCAUUUUUUUGAUUAUUUAUUUAUGUGUGUUGAGUGAGCCUUCCCUCAGUAUCAAUAAGUUUUAAUUUGCUUCGGAAUUGAAGCCAAAGGAACAAUCAACACGUAUGUUUAAUAUUGUGCAGCUCAGAAUAUUUUAAUAUUUUCCAAUUUCUGUAAUUAAUGCUCCUCGAUUUUCUCGAAUAAUUUGGAUAAAGUUUUUAUCUCUAACUGUUGAAUGUGUUCAUAAAUAGGUUCUCCUGCAUAUAGGAUUAAAAUGUGCCUAACAAAUUGAAUUUAUGGAGGUAGCUAAUUGCGGCAGCUCUUAAAUAUAUGUUACAGUAGAAUUUUCGACCACCAAACCAGUCAUUGUAUUCAUCCUUCGAAUCAAAUCGAAAUCGUUGCACUAUAUGCAUUUACAUAACCUGAUGUAGUAUAUGUUUGUGCGCAGAACUGAUGUUACUAUUCCAGAUAAUUCCAUUCCAACCAAUAUGUAUGUAUUUUAAUUGAUGUCGUUGAUUUUACUGUAAAAUGUAAUCUAUAGCAUUAAGUUCCAGUUAAUUCGAUGCAAGUGAUAUGUAAUUCUUAAGUUUCAUAUUUUCAGACUUACAUUGUAUUGUAAUUUGACAUUGUUUAGUAUCAAAUUGCCAUUGAUAGGUGACCAUUGAUUUAUUGCCAUUAAAGUCUAGAUUAUGUAAUUUUUUAAAUAAAUGAUAAAUCUUG
Coccinella septempunctata (seven-spotted ladybird) is the source of this 15668-nucleotide messenger RNA. It is a transcript of the gene kug, whose product is annotated as fat-like cadherin-related tumor suppressor homolog. Gene Ontology annotation, molecular function: cadherin binding; calcium ion binding. The transcript is spliced from 26 exons. NCBI's taxonomy places the organism in Eukaryota, Metazoa, Arthropoda, Insecta, Coleoptera, Coccinellidae. The record is from RefSeq and is a predicted model, not a curated record. Gene Ontology annotation, cellular component: catenin complex; plasma membrane. Gene Ontology annotation, biological process: homophilic cell-cell adhesion. Bases 579 to 14675 code for a protein of 4698 amino acids.